This is a messenger RNA of Spirodela intermedia, 2903 nucleotides long. NCBI's taxonomy places the organism in Eukaryota, Viridiplantae, Streptophyta, Magnoliopsida, Alismatales, Araceae. The record is from the annotation of a GenBank genome assembly.
AUGGGCUGCCUAUGUAGCAAACAAAAGCCUGUCAGGACAUCUGAUGCUGAAGAAAAUGCAAAGGUGAAAGGUUCAUCCUUUACUCAUAUGAUUCUAUAGUGCCUUACGAAGCUUGUAGCCAAAUAAAAUUACAAAAUAUGUUCAACAAAGACAUUCCUGGACUUAAAAGUUUUUGUUAUCCUGGUCAUUCACUGUAUUUGUACGUUUUAAUUUCCAGGCUGCUGAGGUAGAGAAACGCAUUGCGCAAGAGGCCAAGGCAGAAGAACACAUCCAGAAAGUAUUAUUGCUCGGUAAUUCUUGUCAAAUAGGAAUUUGAUAAUCCUUUGAUGAAAAGCUUACUGGAAUGUUAAAUAAAUGUUUACUCUCUACGAUUUUAGUUUCUUUUCUUCAUUGAUGUUAAGCUUACUACUUGACUUUCAAUUUUUUAAUACGAGUAAUUAAUUAUUCUUAAUCCUGGAGGACUUAUAAAGCUUACUUUAUAUUUUAUCACCAGUGUAAACUCUUGAGUUCUUUUUUUUCUGGAAGUGCGCCACUAUUAAAUAGUCUAGCCCUGCGUCAAUUGACUUAUACCUUACUUAAGAAUGAUCGAUGAUGACUUUAUGGGGUAAUUGAUUCCGCACACACGCAUGACAAUUUUCCAGUGUUUGAGAUUUUUUUCUAUUUUCUGAUCUUCCAUUACUUCAGGGGGUGGAGAAAAUCAGGAAAGUCAACUAUAUUUAAGCGGGUUGGUGUAGCUAAAUUAAUAUUACACGGGAUCAAUCUACAGAUAAGACUCCUCUUUCAAACUGGAUUUGAUGAGGCUGAACUUCGGAGCUACAUACCAGUUAUUCAUGCUAAUGUAUUUCAGACAGUUAAAGCAUGCAAUUCUGAAAAGGGCGUGUUUUGUUUUGUUUUUACGUUAUCAGUACCGUUGUGUUCGUAGCGUCUGCUAUUGGGAACCAUUGGGGCGUUAUGCAAUCUAAUGAUCCAUAGAAUGAUAUUUUCCUUGAGCAUUAAUGGAUUGUCUUCUGCAGAUACUGUAUGAUGGAGCUAAGGAAUUUACACAAAAUGAAAAUGAAAAUAAGAUUUGAUUAUCCCUAUGCUUGUUAAUUUGCUCAUCAUUCCCUUUCAUUUAAAAUCAUAAACAGUUUAGGCUGAAAAUUAUCAUUUUGCUAUUGCUCUUUAACCAAACAUGGCGUGCCCAUGAACUAAUAAUGCACGGCUCACAUGACAGACUUGUCCUGAGAGAAAAACUAUGGUCGUUCCAUAUCAGCCGCUCUAAAUUCUGGAAAGUUUCCAUCUUUUCCUUUUUUUCCCUGAGUGCUUUAUGACCCCUGCACGGAAUCUGAAGAACAUUCUCCGGGCCAGUCACACAACAGGCCAGAGAUUUUAGAUCCAAACCAAUCUGUGGGUCAGUUCUGAUGGUGCUCAGUCUGAGCUGGUCUGAUGGGACCGAUAGUAUUUACUUGCAUAAUUUUUUUCAGCCUCAACUUAGAUGAAAGGGGACAUGUUUGUAAUCCCGCGGUAUAGACAACAUGUCAUUGUUUGUAUUAGCCUCACAGUCUACUCAUAGUAUGGCUUCCAAGUUGGUACCCAUUAGCUGUGAUGUUAAUGAAAGUUCUUCAUUGUAUCUGAAAUUGGGGGUAGAUUGGACUACCCUUGCCUUACAAUGGAGCUUGCAAACGAGAUAGAAUCUCUGUGGAAUGAUACUGCAAUUCAGGUUCUCGUUUCAUUCUUAUUCAUUUCCUGCAACGGGGAGCUCACAUGAGCGCUUUCCCUGGUUUUGAUAUAAUGGCUCUCUGUCGCCAGAGAAAUGAGCCUUUUCUCGGUUUUGAAUGGUCUCACUUGCUUCAAGUUCCAGACUGUGCCCAAUAUUCAUGAAGAAUUUGCGCCGAGUCUCUGAUGCGAAUUAUGUCCCAACCAAGGUCCAAGAUUCAGGGCUGUUGAAAUUUCCUUCUGGCUCAGGAAUCUGAUGCUUUCAAUGCAUCUUUAGUGUUACGAAUGUCUGACUUUGCAUCAUACGUGGUGCUCACUAUUCCGCGUUAUCUUCUUAAUAUCAUCCAUCCUACGGUAAGGAGAACCAUUUCUUUUUCACAGAAAACUGUUGUAAAUUCAUUCCAUUUUUGCUGUGGAUAUUACGGUAUUUAGCAGACGAGGUUAGCUUAUUUAUGCAGAUCUCCUCACUUCCGCAGAAAUAUUUCCAUGGAGGGAAGUGAAUCUCGGUGUUCAGUGAGGAAAAGCAAGGGCUAAUGUGGAAAGUCGUCUUCUUGAUUCAGUAGAUUUUUUUUUCUUCUUGUUUGAAACUUAUAAUUCGGCGGAGAGUCACCAAUAAUCGCCGCAGGAACAACACCCACUAGAGAAGGCGUGGAAGCGAGCCUUGUCUCUCACUAGGAUCUCCCGAUGGAAGACCAGGGAGAUGGCCUUCAUGGCCGAGUGACAGUCCUCACAAAUCCUUAGGUUCUUCACGAUCCUCAUCGGCCCCCCUGGCUGCAGGCUCAUCAGCCCGAACGCCACUGCCAGCUUCUCACUGUGCCCCGCCACUGCCUCCUCCUUGUCCUCGUCCUCCAAGUCGAAGGUCACGCCGCUUGUGUCAACGGCGUAACCGCCUUCCGCCCUCACCCUCGCUAGGACCUCCCCCAGCUUGGCCCGGAUGGUGAUGAUGCAUGGGUGCCGUCUGUCCGUCGCCAAGAACUCAUGGACUGCACCGUCAAUCUCAAUGAGGCUGCAGCCCGGCACUGUCCCCUCCCCCUCCACUGCCGCCAUCUUCUUCCUCACGCUGGCAGCCUCAUCCCACUGCCGCGCAGAGGCGUAGAGGUUCGACAGCAGCACCAGACUGCCACCCCGCUCGGCAGGAGGGUAGCAAGCAAGCCGGCUGGCGACGAGCUCCGCUAGGCGCACAUCGCCGUGGAUCCUGCAGGCGCUGA